Linum trigynum is the source of this 3894-nucleotide messenger RNA. NCBI's taxonomy places the organism in Eukaryota, Viridiplantae, Streptophyta, Magnoliopsida, Malpighiales, Linaceae. The record is from the annotation of a GenBank genome assembly.
CUUACAAAAGUACAAGCAGAUUCGAAAUGAUUGUUGUGCAAAUUUAUUCAUUUUUUUCAUUUAUCGUAAUUCAUUUGAUGAUUUGAGAUCGUUUGACUUGCAUCACAUUAUCAAAAUGAUAAUUAUAAAAUGGUACUACAUCCAAUUAACUGAGUGUACUGAAAUUAUAACCAUAUAUGUCUUCACUGCACUGGGGGGCAUGUUACGAUGGAAGCCCAUCCCGUAACUAUAAAUUUGCGCAAACAACAAUUUCAAUAUUUAAUUGCAGUACGAUGAACAAGUAAAGGUCGGGAUUUAACGAAAAUCAAUUAGAUUUCCAUCCAACGUAAGGGUUUUAAGCUUUAAAAAUCCAAGAUUCAGGGUUUAGAGUAAUGGGUGAGUGUUAGUUCGUUAUACUUCAUAUCAUCAUAUUAGACUAACAGUGGUUUCUAUGAUACCUUCGGUAAAUAUGUGGUACGUACCCUCAUACAUUAAUUAGUAAGAACGUUAUAUAAACCUUGCGUUGACAUAAUUUUGUACAUGAUACUAUAUACUCUAACUUUAACGAGUAAACUCACCAUGUUAAUAUUAUGCCAAUCCUAAAAUAGUGCAUCCAAUUUAUUGAAUGUAUUUCAACAAAUCAAUCAUAUUGUUUCUAAUCAGGCAUUGUUGUAGAAAGUGGGUAGAGCACAUAUUCAUGUUCAUAUCCUUUUGUUGGUUGGUGGAUUAGGACAACAAACUAAAAUAAGAUGGGAGCCUUAGCUAGCUAGCUAGCUAGGAAUGUACACAACUGGCUUGGCUCCCACAGAAAUUUACAAGGUGGGUUUUUUUUUCCUUUUAUUAACGAAUAGAAUAUGUACAAAUGACAAGUUUGUAAUUAGGGUUUGUUUAUAGUGUAUAGGAGGAAUGGUUCAAACUCGCAAGAAAUUGAUAACCUAAGUUAACAUUUAAAUAGGGAGCUAGUAGAAGAACUCCAUACCUAACCAACUGCAACAACGACGAAGGAACAGCCCAUGCGUACGUACUCCAAGUUGACAUGAACGGGGGAUUGACAAAGAGUGUUCUCAAACUUCUGACCAAGAGGGUAAACAAAUAUAUAAUAUGGAGGGAAAUUAUUGUGAAUAAACAAUAAUCUACUUCUUCGUCGGUAUACUCACGAAAAAUGAGUGCAUACAAUGCACCUAACUCUAAAACUAGCAUUAAGAUAUCAAAUUUUGGAAUUUAAUGAUCAGUAGCAUUUCUCUAAUAUGAUGAUACAACAUAAGAUCACAACUAGCCAAUGUAUUAACAUAAGCCGUAAACCUUCAAUUUGAACACCUAAUCCUAAACCCCAAGUUGUAUAUCCUAAACCCUUACCCUGAAUUCCUCAACACUAAAUCCUUCACAUCAAAGUAAAGUUGAAUGAUUUUUGUGCUAAUUCGUGCACUUACUUGCCCAUCAAAUCACAAGUGAUGGUUGACAUUGUUUUUAACAUGAAUUGUCUGCACAAAAAUAAAGUGUAACCUAUAAUUAUUAUAAUGAUAAAUUAUAAUUAUUCGCAGCGAAACUAUAUCUUCAAUACUUGGUAACUUUGUGCAGGGUGACAAAUGUUAUUUUACGUUGCAUGAGAAAGAACUCGUCGACUAUCACUCCUACAAUUGUUACGAAUGAGAACGCCACAACUAAGAUUACCCCUCCGUCCUCACUCCACAUUUUGUAGGAAGACACUUCCGCACUUGUUGAGAGAAACGCUUCCGCCAUUACCGAAUUUAGUAGGUUGGGGUAAGUACAAUCACAAGAAAAAACUGAAGGGGCCUAAAUCCAUCCGCAAUCUAUUUCUUUCAGUGCAAGGUUGAUCACUGAGAUUACUAAAAAAAGUCACUUUGAUAACUAAAUAUUUUAUUUCAUUCAUGUUAAUUUACCCAUUCCUUUUUGUUUAUUUACAAACAAAUGACGUAUAGUUCAGGGAGAUAGCUGAUUAAGCUCUUGAAGUCAAUAAACAAUUGUUAAACAUCAAUCCGAUUAAGGAGUUGGUCUAUCAAAUCCAUCUACCCCCAAGAGUAACAAGUGAAAAAUAACGUAGUUAGUAGUGACUCUUUCGUCAAUUAUAAUUCAACCAGGCUAGACUUUAGCCUCACCAAAUCACACCUGCUGUUCUGAAGGCUAGAAUGUAGAACCCCGAGCCGUAGAAAGUAUAGACAAAUGGCAUAGACUGAGACGCCAACGGAGGCAUCCAAGCUCAGGAAACCAACACAAGAAACCACCAAGUUCAGAGCUUAUUUAAAUCUCCCCGAAACCACACCAUAAUAACUUAGGGAAACAGUUCAAAAGUCCCAUAAUUUCUGAAGCUAAAAUACAUGUAUAUAUGCGGAGCUAGUAGAUUUGGAGGCUUGUUAUGAUGGCCUACAAAACGACAAGGCAAUUGCAAAGCAACAAAGGAUGCAUUACCAAAGUCGAGCUCGCUAUGCAGUGAUCGACAUAUCGACCUUCCUUGGACGAUGAUAGAUGUGCCUGUUGCCUGGAAAAGCCUCGCGAGAAAUGUCUACCAGCGCUUUGAAGCUGUAAGGCUCGUGCAUUGAUAUCUCCGACAACACUUUCCGGUUCAGCUGGAUGUUCUCCUUCUUGAGCCCGUGCAUGAAGUGACCAUAAUGGACCUGCAUAUCACACGAUAGAGAAUCAGAGAUGCCCUGCAAUUACCACCGUUUCGUUAACAGUUUCUUCUUUACAUGCUAUGCAUUCCCUAAGCUACGUCUAGAAACAGAAGUCUGACAACCACAGAUUUCAAGAGAUUGGUCGGGGAUAUUUUAAGUGACAGCUCAAUUAUGAUACAUGUUAGGUGAUAUGACAUAAGUGUUAAGUGAGGCACAUUGAAGCAGGUUAAAAUAUCCUAUCAAAUAACAUGACCAGGUUGAUUAAUUCCAUGUUUAAGGAAAGAGACCCAAAGCUUUAACAGCAAUAUUAUCAACUUUCAGCUAUGAGAAUACAAUUGGGAGAAAGAAGACAGAAGACAGAAGACAAACUGGCAAUUUAUUUCUUCUAGAAACAUAGAUUGGCCCCAAGCAACAUCUUUAGAACUAGAACAGGUCCCAAUUAGCCGGCCAACAGAUAUGACAUAAGUGUUAAGUGAGGGGCACAUUGAAGCAGGUUAUGAUAUCCUAUCAAAUAACAGGACCGGGUUGACCAAUUCCAUGUUUAAGGAAAGUGACCCAAAGCUUAACAGCAUUCAGCUAUGCGAAUACAAUUGGGAGAAAGAAGACAGAAGACAAACUGGCAAUUUAUUUCUUCUAGAAACACAGAUUGGCCUCAAGCAACAUCUACUAGAACUAGAGCAGGUCCCCAGGUCCGAAUUAGCCGGCCAACAGACAGUUAGCCAGCCAGCUAAAAAUUGAGCAGAACAUCUUAUCAAAUCUCUAGAUACAGAGGAUCAAAGGAUCCUCAAAGCCAAGCAAUGUUCCAUGCAAAUGGAAGAAACCUCCACCACCGCCAAACAGAUUCCGACUUUAUUCACAAACUGCAAUCACCCUCUAGGUACUAGGCGGUCUAAAAGAGCAACUGAUUGGAUUUAAACUGCAAGUUCUUAACUUGUAGACCACAAAGCGAAAUAAUAAGCACAUUAUUAUUUUCACACAACCACUAACUAGUUCCGCUAAUCAAGUAGAAAGUACGAAGCAGAGCUUCCAAAUAGGUGCACUGGACACAAGAGACAAAGAAACCCAGGAGAUGGAUCCAGAUGCAAAAAAUGCUUAUAAAGGAAGAGAAAGAAGCUUCACUUAUGGUGUGCUUUCUCAGACAAAUUCUUGGUCUUUACCUAUCUAAUAUCUAUUGCACUUAACAGUUUCUCAUCACUCAUAACUUGCAGAAAUAAACCAUAACCAUCCCUUAUCUUACAGAAAGCCUAGAGCUGAAAUUAUGCGUGAAUGAAAGUGUAUCAUGCAG